AUGGAUGGGAGAUAAGAAAGAAAUCCGAAUUCAUUUAGGCAAUCCCUGAAGCAACAAAGCAGCUCCGAAUCCCUGAGAGUGUUGCUUUUGCAAUUGCACAGUCUCCGUUCAUUCUACGACUUCUCUCCUGCUCAUAACUGCUGCUAUUGUUGCUUCACGUCAUGGCGACGGUGCUCAGCCAUGUUGCUGCUUCCUGCAAAGGCGUCGUCGCGUCGAUGCCAUCGCGAAUUUCCGUUACGUGUUCCGACAUCACCAAGACAACGCGGCUACAUUUGAAGUCCUCCUUGCUAUCCGCUCUCCCUCUUCGCAGCAAUGCGACGAGCAGUAACACCUACCUUUCACGAAAGCACGUUACCGGAGUUCGCGCGAUGGCGACGGAAAGCUCGUCGUCCAUCGCAUCAGCGGAGGUGUCAGAGGGGGACCACGGGGGUCUGAAGAUCGGCUACCACACAGCGCAGGGCAUACGCGAAAGCAUGGAGGACCACCUGGUGGUGAUUAAAGACAUCCCGGGAGGCUUCCUCUACGCCGGCAUCUUUGACGGCCAUGCGGGAAGUGCCUCCGCGCGAUUUCUGAAGGACGAGCUGUACAUCGACUGCAUGGACGCGUUAGAAGGAGGCGCGUUACUGUCGGACGAGGACCUCGACGCUGUGGAGGACGCUCUUCAGGACGCAUUCAUUCAGGCGGACCAGAGGCUGCUACAGUGGCUGGUGGAGCACAGCGAGGAGCCGGAAUCGGGGUCCACAGGCACGGUGGCGUUUGUACGCAAGGACCGGCUCUUCAUCGCGCACCUUGGGGACUCCAGAGCGGUCCUGGGAGUGGGUGGUGACGCGGAGGACCUGUCUCGGGACCACAAGCCGCAUGGGGAGUCACCCACUGCCAAGGCGGAGAUCAAGAGGAUUGAGAAGGCUGGCGGAUGGGUGAGUCAAGGCCGUGUGUGUGGAGUGGUGGCAGUCUCCCGUGCCUUUGGCAAUGCCAACUUCAAGACUCGACGCGAGCAGAUGCUGUCUGAGGGGGUGAAGAAGGGGCGUUGGACAACGCGCUUCGUCUCCAAGCGCUCGUUCGAGAGUGACUGGAUCUCGGCUGUGCCGGAUGUGUAUGCAGCUGAGCUGGAAGACGACGCCGAAUUUGUCAUCAUUGCGUCCGAUGGGCUCUGGGACGGUGUGAAAAGCUCAGAGGCAGUGGCCUUUAUUCGCAAGGAGAUGGCAAGCCAUGGAGACAUUCAACAAGCAGCAGACAACCUCGCCCAAUUUGCCCUUCAGGACCGGCAAGGUGAUGACAACAUCAGCAUCAUUGUCAUUGGCCUCAAAUGAGUUUCUGAUCUACUAGGUCGAAGGACUUGCAAUUGUUGUAUUGCACUUGUUUUGUUUUAAGAAUAUUUGAAACAAGUAUCUU
Messenger RNA from Closterium sp. NIES-67, 1392 nucleotides. NCBI's taxonomy places the organism in Eukaryota, Viridiplantae, Streptophyta, Zygnematophyceae, Desmidiales, Closteriaceae. The record is from the annotation of a GenBank genome assembly.